Penicillium olsonii is the source of this 978-nucleotide messenger RNA. Lineage: Eukaryota; Fungi; Ascomycota; Eurotiomycetes; Eurotiales; Aspergillaceae. The record is from the annotation of a GenBank genome assembly.
AUGGUCAAAACCCGCAUUUGCAUGAUAUCAGACACCCAUACAAGCACACCAAACCCACCACAGAGAACUGAUAAUGCCUACCGAUCACCACUGCCAAAAGCCAAUGUUCUCCUUCACGCUGGGGACCUAACAAAGGUCGGCUACCGCGUUGAGAAUGAAGCAAUGAUCGCCAUGCUCCGGGACGCAGAUGCAGAGCUUAAGCUCGUCAUUGCCGGCAACCACGACAUAACCCUAGACGAAGACUAUUUCACAACCUUUGGCUACAACCGACACCAGCAGCCAGAGAAUCUUGGCGAAGAUUCUGUCUUGAUAUCUGACGAUCACAUCCACGAAACACCCCAGCCAUCCACGGAGCAGUUGCGAUCCUACGCACGCUCAAUCAAGGAUCUCUGGACGUGUGAGGCUGCCCGAAAAGCAGGGAUCAUAUAUCUCGAAGAGGGCAUUCAUUCAUUUACCCUGUCGACAGGUGCUUCGUUCACCGUCUACGCCUCACCUUAUCAGCCCGAAUUCUACCGUUGGGCAUUUGCCUACGAGCGGGAUGAAGAUCGCUAUAAUUCCGAUCAGGCGGCGAAUCCCGUGCCGGAUUUCCCGAGUGUUGAUAUCAUGUUGACUCAUGGUCCGCCACUGGGGGUCCUAGAUCAGGUCCCGCCAGACAUGAAUGUGGGGUGUGAGCAUCUGCUUCGGGCUGCGGGGCGGGCAAAACCGCGUAUUCAUCUUUUUGGGCAUAUCCACGAAGGGUGGGGCGCGCAACGAGGAGUUUGGGGUGAGAGUGGGCCUAAGCUGGAAGAUGUACCGACUGAUAUCGAGGACAUGCUUGAGAAUCGCUCGGCGUUUUACGAUGUCAGUGAAGGGGCGGACAACCCUUUACGGUUUGGAGAUGAGACUUUGUUCAUCAAUGCGAGUGUCAACACUGUCAGGUAUGAGGCGCGGAAUGCGCCUUGGGUUGUUGAUUUGGAGCUUCCACUGGCCGCGGCGUGA